Olea europaea var. sylvestris is the source of this 2090-nucleotide messenger RNA. RefSeq names its product cullin-3B-like. Gene Ontology annotation, cellular component: cullin-RING ubiquitin ligase complex. Gene Ontology annotation, biological process: ubiquitin-dependent protein catabolic process; protein ubiquitination. Gene Ontology annotation, molecular function: ubiquitin protein ligase binding. The transcript is spliced from 3 exons. The record is from RefSeq and is a predicted model, not a curated record. NCBI's taxonomy places the organism in Eukaryota, Viridiplantae, Streptophyta, Magnoliopsida, Lamiales, Oleaceae. Bases 92 to 1486 code for a protein of 464 amino acids.
UUUAUAUAUUUACUUGGGGAGGCUAUACAACUUCUCUUUAUCCUCUCCGUGCGUUUAAAUGAUCUGAUACUUCUUCAAACUGUAUGUAGUGAUGAGUAGAAUUUAUGACAAUUGGGAAAGGCUGGUCCGAGCCACGUUAAAGAGAGAGGAGUUUCGGGAACUUGCUCGUGCCCACUCCAGGAGCCCCAGCGUCAGCUCUGUUCCGUCAGAUUUCAGUUCGAAUUCUCCCUUUCAUGAUCAUGUUCCUGAGAGCUUUUUGGUCCCUCAAGCUUCUUCCAGCCAAAGCAUCCCGUUUAGCCAGAAGAGGAAUUUUCAAUUAGAGACUUUCAAGUAUCGUGAGGUAGGUCCGGAGUUUGGGGACACUACUUGGAAAAUUCUGGAUCAUGCCUUUUCCCAAAUUUACAAUCGCGACUCUAUUGACUUCACCUUUGCAGAACUCUACAGCCAUGCUUAUAAUAUGGUGUUACAUAAAUAUGGGGAGAAACUUUAUUCUGGACUUGAGUCAACAAUGACAUUCCACCUCCAGGAGAUGUGUAAAUGUAUUGAAGCUGCCCCUGGUGUUUCAUUUCUGGAGGAGCUGAACACAAAAUGGGCUGAUCACAAUAAUGCACUGAGGGUAAUCCGUAACAUUCUGAUGUACAUGGAUAGGACGUAUGUUCCAAGCACCCAAAAAACACCUGUCCUUGAGCUUGGGUUAAAUCUUUGGAGGGACAAUGUAAUUCACUCUAGCAAUAUCUCAAUCAGGCUUCUAUACACUCUCCUUGAUCUUAUAUAUAGGGAACGCACUGGUGAAGGUAUCAAUAGAGAGCUGAUGAGAAAUACAAUUAAAAUGCUAGUGGAAUUAGGAUCUUCAGUCUACCAAGAAGACUUCGAGAAACCUUUUAUUGAAGUCUCAUCUGAUUUUUAUAGGAUGAAGUCUCAGGAAUUUAUUGAGAGCAGUGAUUGUGGGGACUAUCUGAAGGAAGCUGAAAGAUGUCUGGAAGAAGAAAUAGCAAGGGUAUUAUGCUACUUGGAAGCAAAGAGUGAAGCCAAGAUAAUUUCUGUCGUAGAGAAAGAGAUGAUUGCCAAUCACAUGCUUAGACUACUUCACAUGGAGAAUUCGGGCUUGAUAAAUAUGCUUCUUGAUGAUAAAUAUGAUGAAUUAUCAAGAAUGUAUAGCUUAUUUCGCCGGGUUCCUAAUGGUCUUUCUAUAAUCCUAGAUGUAAUGACACCUCACAUUAGAAAUGCUGGUAGACAACUUGUUACGGAUCCUGAGAAAUUGAAGAAUCCAGUGGAAUUUGUUGACUCCCUUCUUGAGAAAAAGGAUAAGUAUGAUAAGAUCAUAAGCUCUGCAUUCAACAAUGACGAGACCUUCCAGAAUGCAUUGAACUCUUCUUUUGAAUAUUUCAUCAAUUUGAAACCUCAUAUGCCAGAGUACGCAUCAUUGUUUGUUGAUGAUAAACUGCACGAAGGACUUAGAGUGGAAGAAGAAGAAGAAGAUAUUUAGAUAAUUCUUGACAAGGUGAUAAUAUUGUUUCUUUAUCUCCAGGAGAAAGAUAUAGUUGAAAUACUAUAAUAAACAUUUGGCAAAGCGACUCUUGUCAGGAAAAUCAGUCUUUGGUAAUGCUGAAACAAGUCUGAUUGUUAAACUGAAGAGUGAACUUGGUAUCAAUUUACUUCAGAAUUAGAGGGCAUGUUUACCGACGAGAAGACCUCUCUUGAAGCAAUGCAGGAUUUUAUGAAGCCUAUGGUGCGGAGAUGGGAAAUGGCACAAGAGAUAAGACGGGGUGGAGGCGGAUAGCUUCCCCAUAUGGAGGAUGCAAUAGUAAGAAUACCAAAAUCUAGUGAGAACGUAGAUCAGAACGUCAUUGCUGAGGUUACAAAGCAAUUGCAAUCUCUUUUCCUGACCAACUUUGUUGAUCUAUUAAAUUACGACCUGUUAGCACUGGUGUGUCUAGAUAAGGCUAGGCUACCUUUUUUUUUUUCAUACUAUAUUUGGACACGAGAGAUAAAGAAAUGAUUAUAUCGAUAUCUUGCUUGAAGAAUUAACUUCCAACGUAUUUUACUCAUUUUUGGUUGAACUUUUAGAAUGGAACUGCACCUCUUUACUU